Syngnathoides biaculeatus (alligator pipefish) is the source of this 3740-nucleotide messenger RNA. RefSeq names its product serine incorporator 5 (gene serinc5). The record is from RefSeq and is a predicted model, not a curated record. Bases 1478 to 2743 code for a protein of 421 amino acids. NCBI's taxonomy places the organism in Eukaryota, Metazoa, Chordata, Actinopteri, Syngnathiformes, Syngnathidae. Gene Ontology annotation, cellular component: membrane. The transcript is spliced from 12 exons.
UCCAGGCAGUGAACUCCAGCCUGCUCUGUCAUACCGGGCCACAUACUCUACUUCCUAGUUUACCUGACACCGCCCCCUCCAUUUUAAAGGGGUACACUCAUAAUUACAAACACCGGGGUAUGUGAAUAAGAAAAAGUGGUGAAGCUGGAUGACAUUUUGUCUUUUUUUUUUUAGUUAAAAAAGGUCUGGUCUGAAGCCAAAGUACAAAGUGCAGGAUGAGAUGGUGUAUAAUGUUAAAAUUCCACCUUGGCACAGCCUGAUCAAGGAUGAAAUCACAGAUGAUACAGUGCUCAAAAAGCUAAUUCUGUAUUUUAAAUAUAGGUGGCAACGUAACAUUAACCCUAAAACUGUUUGGGGGCAUCAUUCAGCUUCCGACAUGCAUCGCGAAAGAUAUUCUGCAAGCAAUAAUUCAGUUUUACACCAAGAAAAACAGACGGGGAUAUCAUUGUGUGUUUAAAAAAAUAAUAAUAAAACAAAGUUGGAAGCAACAUUUCAAAUUUAUAGUUAAUAGUUGGCUUGGUAUGUAUUUGUAUUGUAAUGUGUUGUUUUGUUUUUUGACAUUUUCUGUGUAAGUUUGCAAAAACAAUUGUUGGGAAUGUAAUCUGAACCUUUUAUUUGCCCAUGUAACUUAUGUAAUGGAUGACACUGAUUGACCACAGUGCAUAAAUGUGAUGUUGCUCACAGUGGUCAAAGGGAGCGCCCACGGUUUUUGUGUUUGCUCAGAAAAAUUUGAGGCAACGUUCCUCCGGACAUGUGGUUCCUUUCUGAAUUUUGCACUUAGUGGGAGUGAGGCCUUCACUAACAUUUGCGAUAACACGUAGAUAGAUAAAACACGAGCUGGGAGAGUUCCAGACUUUUUACCGACUUAUCUGACAACACUAAUGAGGCCACGUAGUGCCGAAAAUGGAUGAACAGAAAUAUAGUUGGGAGGUGUAAACAGUUUCGCCUGAGUCCUCCCUUUGAUCAGAUCCAUCUUGACAAUGUUUGGCAACAAUAUGUUUCCUAACAGAGCUUGUCCCUCCUUUUGAACAUGAGUGAUCCAAUCCCGUGUGUCAGCUCGCUGGUAAACUAGAAGAUAUUCUGCCGCCCUUGUGGUGGCACCCCUCCCCCGAUUAAAUAGGGUGACCGCAGAAGUGACACACUUGUCAAAUAUAAUCAAAUCUGUCUGCAAGUCUUGUUAACAAAUCGCCUGGAUUAAAAUUUAAUUUUAAUGAAGUCCAGGCUCCCUCCCACACCCACUGAUCUAAAAGAAAAAAGAAAAAAAAAAGUCUGGCUAGCUCAUUGGCCACCAAAACCGUAGUCGCCAUCCGCCAUCCUGAUACUCCCAAAACAACUAUGCCGGCCUGUGCAGCGUUAAUCGCCAGUUUUGGGGCUGGGAGAAAACACUCCACAGCUGGCCUGCUGCUGCGGCUCAGCGGCCUGCUCGUGCUGCUGCAACUGCUGCCCAAAAAUCAAACAGUCCACAGCGACCCGCAUCAUGUACACCAUCUUCCUUCUGCUGGUCACUGUCGUCUGUGUCAUCAUGAUGUCCCCCACCGUAGAGGAAGAGAUGCAAAAGAUCCCCUUCUACAGUGAGCUGUGCGAGAAGUUGAAUGCAGGGAAGAACUGCAAAACCCUGGUGGGUUACUCUGCCGUCUACAAGGUGUGCUUUGGCAUGGCCUGUUUCUUCUUCAUCUUCUCCAUCUUCACCAUAGGCGUCAAUAACAGUACUGGCUGGCGGGCAGCCAUACACAACGGGUUUUGGUUGCCAAAAUUCAUUUUGCUUGUGGCCAGCUGUGCAGGAGGCUUCUUUAUUCCACAAGAGGAAAUAUUUCUGGAAGUGUGGCGCUACAUCGGAGCUGCCGGCGGCUUCGUCUUCCUGCUGAUCCAGCUCAUGAUGCUGGUGGAGUUUGCCCACCGGUGGAACACAAACUGGAGCUCGGGAGUGAAGUAUAACCGCCUGUGGUACGCAGCGUUGGCCUUGGUGACCCUGGUGCUGUACAGCAUCGCGGUGGGAGCCGUGAUGUUCAUGGGUCUGUACUACACCCACCGCACAGCGUGUCACCUCAACAAGAUCUUCCUGGGCGUCAACGGCACCCUCUGCUUUAUUGUGACCGUCCUCGCGAUCUCGCCCAUGAUUCAGAAACUUCAGCCCACGUCAGGCCCGCUCCAACCCGGAAUCAUCAGUGUGUACGUGAUGUACCUCACCUUCUCGGCUUUCUCCAGCAAACCGACAGAAAUGGUGGAGAACGACGGGCUGAACACGACCGUGUGCGUCUUUCCUUUUAAAUCCGGGCGGGAGAGCGACAAGAAGAUCGUCAAAGCUCUGGGAGCCGUUAUCUUGUUUGGCUGCAUCCUUUACUCCUGCCUGACCUCCACGAUCAAACGAAGAUCCGCGGCGCUCCGAGUGUGCAGAAACAGUGAACCGGAGACCGAAAGAGCACGAUGCUGUUUCUGCUUCCCGGAUGACACAGACGACUACGACGAAGAGAAGAGCGGCGGAGGGCAAAACGUGGUCUACGACGAGAGCGUGGCGACCAACUACAGCUACAAAUAUUUCCACUUCGUCUUCUUCCUGGGUUCCCUUUACAUCAUGAUGACCAUAACAAACUGGUUCCACUACGACAACUACCGGAUUGAGAAGCUGUUGGACGAGAGCUGGUCGGUGUUCUGGAUCAAGAUUUCGUCUUCGUGGGUGUGCCUGCUGCUCUACAUUUGCACCCUCAUCGCGCCCGUCAUCUGCCCCAGGCGCUUUGAGGCCUAGGACGCGGGUCGCCACAGUCUUGUUUUUAAACCUUGAAUUAUUGUCUUCUACUGUCCUCCCCUUUAGAAGCGGAGGAAGAUCUGAUGCCUUUUAUGACACUAUUUGCAAACGUUUAUGUGUUAUGCUGUCGAUACCUUGAUGGUAUUCUUCUUUUUUUUACAAUUAUGAUGUCUGGACAUUUUCUCUUACAAUCCAGUCUAAAUGUUGUGCGAAUUCUGUUAAUUGUGGACGUGAUGCGACAUCCAAUUUUUUUUCCCCCUGUGUGAGUCUUGUAUCCCCCCCCCCAGCUUUCUACAUUAAUAUCAUAAAUUUGUAGCAAAAUAAUCAGAAAAAUAAUCCAUCAUUUUUGAGUCCCUGUGUGAGGGAAAGUGCAAAAAAAUGAAUUAUAUUUUACAAAUUCAUCUCUCAGGCUUAUAUGGAUGCGAGUAUGUCAUAUUGUGUUCCCUUUUCUAGAGUUUUUUUUUUUUUUCUUUUAUGAACGAAAACAAAUUAUAAGCUCUCUGUUUUGGAUAUUUCAGGUUUUGUCAAACCCAGUGCUCCCUUUGAGCAAAAUAAUUUUGGGUAUUAAACAAAAACUAAACAUUCCAUUCACACAGACGGUCAUAAUUGCUGUUUUUUUUCGCGGUGACAGCAGUAGAAAGAUGUUCCAACUGUAAAGCGUGCAGCUAUUUGCCAAAGUUUAUGUUUGGAAAAGAAACUACUGAACGCUCCACGGAAAAUGUAUUCAUGUUUCCAACACAUUUAAGACGCUUACAUCAGGUUCUGUCGAUUUGUAUGCAUCAUCUGAUACUAAAAGAUAAAAAAAUAAACCAAAUCAAGUUAUUCAACACUGGAUGUUGAGGUAACAGUUAAAUUAAUACUCACACAAAUGUUUAUUAAAAGUGACUCCACUAACCCCUGUUGUUUUCCUAACAAAUCAUUUUUUGUAACUUAUGUACAUUAUUUGCGUCACUCGUAUUGUGCAAAUAUUAGUCAUUAAAGUGAACAUUUUUUUCAA